Ananas comosus (pineapple) is the source of this 2795-nucleotide messenger RNA. RefSeq names its product mechanosensitive ion channel protein 10-like. Lineage: Eukaryota; Viridiplantae; Streptophyta; Magnoliopsida; Poales; Bromeliaceae. The coding region runs from base 413 to 2518 and encodes 701 amino acids. Gene Ontology annotation, molecular function: mechanosensitive monoatomic ion channel activity. The record is from RefSeq and is a predicted model, not a curated record. Gene Ontology annotation, biological process: monoatomic anion transport; transmembrane transport; detection of mechanical stimulus. Gene Ontology annotation, cellular component: plasma membrane. The transcript is spliced from 6 exons.
CCCACCCUUCAACAACAAACCCCGAACUUAAAUAUGUUCUAUUUUUUUAAAAGAUUAGACGCUAACAUUAAGUUUUUGAAAGAUUAGACAGUCAACUAAAAAUAACAUGAGAGAAACCCUGCUGCACAGACAUUUCCCAAUAAAAAAUUGCUAGUAGCCAGCUGCUCUCUGCGUGCUCAUUCAUAAAUAAAUAAUUUUCAGUUAAAUAAAUAAAUAAAUAAAUAAAUAAUAAGAAAGAAAGAAGAAGAAUAAAGAAAUUGAGUUUUGGGCAGGCCCAAUUAUUUCACUUUUCUCACUUAAUCCGAUGGCAGCAUUUUCAUGCUCACAGAAUUUCCUCACUCAAUCUGCAGCUUCCAUCAACUAACAGAGCAGGAGCUACAGCAUUUCAUGCUCUCGAUGUUGCAGGAUCCUGAUGGAUGAUAAAGAAAAACGGAAAGAAGGCGUCGAACUGAAUAUGCCGGAAAAGAAAGCCGCAGGUGGCAGUGCAGCAGAAGUGUUGAUAACUAUUUCAAGUGAAGGAACACCUCCAGAAGGAUCUAGUAAUUCAAAAGACCCGGAAAGUUUUGCUCUUAAAGAAUCAGGAAGCCCGCCCGUUGGCGGCGGCAUUUAUGUUACAAGAAGAGGGUCGAAACCACAUGGUAUCGAUACUGCCACAAUGUCCGAGGAGGAGAAUUGUUUCACUGAGCAAGAACAACUUGUCACAAAUGCCCAUUGCUCAGAUCCACUUGAUAAGGGGUCUUCUGAUAAGUUGCCUGCUUCUGGUUCUUUUGUGGACUAUAGUCAAGAAGGACCAGAAGAUGACAGGGAUAAUGCGGAGGAGACUGCCGAGGAGAUCGAUUUGAGUGAAGAGAAUCGUAGGGGAAUACGUGUGAAGGCCAUAAUUAAGUGGGUUGCAUUUGCCUGCAAUGUGGGGUGCUUUGUGGCGAGUUUGACUUGCAAGAAACUGGGAAGGACUAUGAUUUGGGGUUUUGAGUUUUGGAGGUGGUCUGCGCUUUUGAUGGUGACUUUUGGCACCAUGUUGAUCACUCAUUUGUUUUUGCAUCUUUUCAUUUUCUUUAUUGACAGGUGCUUUUCGUUAAGGCGGAAGAUAGCUUAUAUUGUUUAUGGAAUAAAGAGGAGCAUUCAAGUGUUUAUUUGGACCGUUUUAGUUAUUCUUGCUUGGGCAUUUUUAUUCCGCCACGGAGCUGAGCGAUCUAAGACUGAUGCCAAUAUUUUGAAUUAUGUGACUAGGAAUCUUAUUUCCCUUCUUAUUGGCUCAUUCUUGUGGUUGUUGAAGUCUUUGUGGAUGAGGAUUUUGGCAUCUAAUUUCCACGUGAAGGCAUUUUUCGAUAGGAUUCAAGAAUCACUGUUUCAGCAGUAUAUUCUGGAAGUACUGUUAGGACCUCCACUCAUGGAGUUGGCUGAGAAGGUCACGGAAACACCUACCGAAGGUGCAUCGAGUCUCCGGUCUGCUAGAAAGAGUAAAAGAACGAAAGAUAAAAAAGUGAUUAACAUGCGAAAUCUUCGUAGAAUGAACACACAAAAGGUUUCAACUUGGACCAUGAUGCGUUUGGUUGAUUUGGUCAAAACUUCAGUGCUGUCUGUAGCCACUGACACGUUUGAUGAUGAUGAAGGAAAAGAAGAAAUUACAAAUGAGCUUGAAGCAACAGAUGCCGCCUAUAAAAUUUUCAGGAACGUUGCAAAGCCUGAUUUCAAGUACAUUGAUAAAGACGACCUCUUGAGGUUCAUGAUAAAGGAGGAGGUGGAUCAUGCUAUUCUAUUAAUUGCAGGAUAUGAGACUGGACAGAUAGAUAAGAAAACCCUAAAAGAGUGGGUGGUGAAGGCUUACAAUGAUCGGAAAGCACUUGCAUGUUCUUUGGAUGAUACCAGUAUAGUCGUUAAGCAACUGAACCAACUUGUGACGUGGAUUCUGGUUGUUGUUCUCAUUAAUAUUUGGCUUCUUUUGAUGGAUCUUUCAUCGACACAAGUAAUCCUAUCGCAGCUUUUGGGGGCAGCUUUUAUUUUUGGGAACACCUGCAAAAAUAUAUUCGAAGGAAUUAUAUUUGUACUUGCUGUGCAUCCAUUUGAUGUUGGUGACCGUUGUGUCGUUGAUGGGGUCGUGAUGUUGGUUGAAGAAGUGAACAUCUUCACAAUAGUUCUGUUGAAGACCGAUAAUGAAAAGGUGUAUUAUCCAAAUUCAGCUUUGGCUACUAAGCCCAUCAGCAAUUAUAAUAGAAGCCCUGAUAUGGGUGAUAAGGUGGAGUUCUCAGUAGAUAUUGCGACACCACCAGAGACAAUUGGGCUGCUAAAAGAAAAAAUUAAGCAGUAUAUUGAGGUGAAACCCAAUCACUGGCAUUCUGACCCCCUUAUUAUGGUGAAGGAAAUCGAGGAUGAGAAUAAGCUAAAGAUGGCUGUCUACUGCAUACACACAAUGAACUUCCAAGAUUUAAGAGGGAAGAACAAGCGGCGGACAGAACUGGUCAUGGAGAUGAAGAAAAUAUUCGAGGAGCUAAAUGUGAAAUACACGCUUCUCCGCUAACCUCAGAACCAGCAACUGUGAUCGAGGAAUCAACCUUUUGUGCAUGCCAGAUCGACUUUCGGCUGUCAGAAACUGUGUGCUUGUUCUCAUUCUCUUUCUCUGUUGUUGUGCUCAAAGAUGAAUACUGAUGUUCGCAAUUGUCGUGUCAGGUUUGCGUUGUCUUAUAUUCGCAAGAUUACAUUUUUGAGUGUUUCAAUUGCUAUUUGGAUGUGAGCCACACAUCAAAUUGAUGGCCAUCCUUUAAUUAGUCCUCUCCUGCAGUUUUAUUUGAAUUAAA